CCUGGCAGAAAGUUCAGAACAUGGAGUGAUUGUGUCUGUUUCUUUAGCUGCCAGGAUCUGUAACGGCUCCUGUAAAGUGGCCCCUCCACUCACUGUUUGUCAGUGGAAAGGAUUUUAGCCAAGUUCCUCUGACUGUCGGCCGUUUCAGUGGACGCUUGUGUUCUGAAGUUUCUUUAUGUCACUUUGGCUUGCUCUCGGUGACGAGAUGAAGGUUAGAAUUGGUUUGUGCUGAAUAGCAGCUCCAGUUUAUGUUUUGAGCAUGCCAUGUUUCAGCUGGUUUACGAUGUCCAAGCCCUGUAAGGCACCGGGGUCGGUGGGAGAAGCGUGCCCCGCUUUGUGAUUGGCUGUAAAGAGGAUGAGAAAAACAUGGGCCAAAUGGAGGCUGGUAUGAAGAACGAGAUGUUUCGACAGGAGGACAUGGAGGACGAUGAAAUCGAGUCGCCAUCAGAGCGACAGAUCGUGGUGGGCAUAUGUGCAAUGAUGAGAAAGUCCAAAUCAAAGCCCAUGACUCAGAUCCUGGAGAGACUGUGUAAGUUUGACUACAUCGAUGUCGUCAUCUUUCCUGAGGAGGUGGUUCUGGAGGAACCUGUGGAGAAAUGGCCCCUCUGUGACUGCCUCAUCUCCUUCCAUUCCAAAGGUUUUCCUCUUGACAAAGCUGUGGAAUAUGUGAAGCUAAGGAAUCCAAUGCUCAUCAAUGACCUCAACAUGCAAUAUUUCAUUCAAGACCGGAGGGAAGUGUAUCGGAUCCUUCAGGAGGAAGGCAUCGACCUGCCUCGUUACGCCGUUUUAAACCGGGACCCUGACAAUCCUGCAGAGUGCAGCCUGGUGGAGGGGGAGGACCACGUGGAGGUGAACGGAGAGGUGUUUCCUAAACCCUUUGUGGAGAAACCUGUGUGCGCGGAAGACCACAACGUCUACAUCUACUACCCAACGUCUGCUGGUGGAGGCAGCCAGAGGCUGUUCAGAAAGAUCGGGAGUCGCAGCAGUGUCUACUCUCCAGAAAGCAGUGUGCGAAAAACCGGAUCCUAUAUUUAUGAGGAGUUCAUGCCGACAGAUGGCACCGACGUUAAGGUUUACACAGUGGGCCCAGACUACGCCCACGCUGAGGCCAGGAAGUCUCCAGCUUUGGAUGGUAAGGUGGAGAGAGACAGCGAGGGGAAGGAGAUCCGUUACCCCGUCAUGCUGACCGCCAUGGAGAAGCUGGUGGCCCGCAAGGUCUGCCUCGCCUUCAAGCAAACCGUGUGCGGAUUCGAUCUGCUGCGAGCCAACGGCCAUUCCUACGUCUGCGACGUUAACGGCUUCAGUUUCGUGAAGAACUCCAUGAAGUACUACGAUGACUGUGCCAAAGUCCUGGGGAACAUGGUGAUGAGAGAGCUAGCCCCUCAACUGCACAUCCCCUGGUCCAUCCCCAUGGAGGCUGAAGACAUCCCCAUCGUCCCAACCACCUCAGGAACCAUGAUGGAGCUGCGCUGCGUUAUUGCCAUUAUUCGUCAUGGAGAUCGGACACCAAAGCAAAAGAUGAAAAUGGAGGUCCGCCACCCGCUUUUCUUUGAGCUGUUCAAGAAGUACGGAGGAUACAAGAAGGGCAAGCUAAAGCUAAAAAAGCCCAAACAGCUGCAGGAAGUGCUGGAUAUCGCCCGCCUGCUGCUGGUUGAACUGGGCCAGCACAACGACUGUGAGAUCGAGGAGAAGAAAUCCAAGCUGGAGCAACUCAAGACGGUGCUGGAAAUGGAAUCCAGCUUGAAUGAGAAUCAGUAUGGCCAUUUCUCUGGUAUCAACAGGAAGGUCCAGCUGACCUACCUCCGGAACGGCCAGCCGAAAGCCUCCAGCGAGGAAGAAGACUGUAAGAAGGACGGUCCAUCUCUGCAGCUGGUGCUGAAGUGGGGCGGGGAACUGACACCUGCUGGCCGGGUCCAGGCUGAGGAGCUGGGCAGGGCCUUUCGCUGCAUGUACCCCGGAGGACAAGCCAGUAAUCACCGAUCCCGUGGCUGCGAGUCCCCUGUUGAAUUUGGUGACUUUGCAGGGUUUCCUGGCUGUGGCUUGCUGAGGCUGCACAGCACCUACCGCCAUGAUCUAAAGAUUUAUGCCUCAGACGAAGGCAGGGUCCAGAUGACUGCUGCGGCUUUUGCAAAGGGCCUGCUGGCUCUGGAGGGGGAACUGACACCAAUCCUGGUGCAGAUGGUGAAGAGUGCCAAUAUGAAUGGACUCCUGGACAGUGACAGCGACUCGCUGACCGACUGCCAGCAGAAGGUGAAGGCCAGGCUGCAUGAGAUCAUGCAGAGUGACCAUGAGUUUACACAAGAGGACUAUCAGAAGUUGGCCCCAACUGGCAGUCCCUCACUGGUGAAUUCCAUGAAGGUGAUAGAGAAUCCAGUCAAAACCUGCGACAAGGUCUAUGCGCUCAUUCAGAGCCUCACUUCGCAGAUUCGGAAGAGACUGGAGGACCCCAAAUCUGCAGAUUUACAGCUAUACCACAGCGAGACGUUGGAGUUGAUGUUGCAGCGCUGGUCCAAACUGGAGAGGGACUUCCGCAUGAAGAAUGGACGCUACGACAUCAGUAAGAUCCCUGACAUCUACGACUGCAUCAAGUACGACUCCCAACACAACGCCUCCGUCGGGCUGGAGGACACGCUGGAGCUCUUCAGACUCUCCCGCGCCCUGGCCGACAUAGUCAUCCCACAGGAGUACGGCAUCAGUAAAGCAGAGAAGCUGGACAUUGCCCAGGCGUACUGUGUUCCUCUGAUGAAGAAAAUCUACCUGGACCUGCAGAGAACCCAUGAAGACGAGGCUGUGAACAAGCUGCACCCUCUGUACUCCCGGGGGGUGAUGUCUCCUGGUCGUCACGUUCGCACCCGUCUCUACUUUACAAGCGAGAGCCACGUCCACUCUCUGCUCAGCAUGUUCCGCUAUGGAGGACUCCUGGACGAGGUGAAGGACCAGCAGUGGAAGCAGGCCAUGGACUACCUGAGCGCUGUGACUGAACUCAACUACAUGACGCAGAUCGUCAUCAUGCUGUACGAAGACAACAACAAGGACCCCUCCUCUGAGGAGCGUUUCCACGUGGAACUUCACUUCAGCCCAGGAGUGAAAGGGUGUGAAGACGAGGAGAAUGUGCCCCUUGGUUUCGGUUUCCGGCCUGCAUCAUCAGAGAAUGAAGACAAAAAGCCCAACCAGGGCAGCUUGGAGGAUCUCUCCCAGGAUCAGACGGACGAUGCGCUUCCUGUCACAGAACUCAUCAACUUGCAGAGAAAGUCCCCUAUGAUCCGUAACCGCAAGGCAGGCUCCAUGGAGGUCCUCUCUGAGUCCUUCCCCAACGCUUCCUCCAAAGGCCCCACAUCCCAUCGACUCUUCCAGUCAUGUUCGCGCCAGUCUCCUGAGAUCAAACCAGCUGGAGGCCUAGGCUCGCUCUGCUCUGGCCUCUUCAGUGCCUCAGCGCUUGGGGUGUCCUCUAGCGCCCCCAACUUGCGGGAUUACGUCCGCACCCACCACCAUCACCACCACCGAAAACCACCUCUGUCCCCCGGCAGUCUGCCGUGCAAGAUUGGCAUGUUUGAACUGCUCUCUAUGCCGGCAGUAAAGAGAUUUUCUGUGUCGUUUGCCAGGCAUCCGACCAAUGAUGAACUCGCUGAGUUGGCGCUACAAGGGUUUGACCCUGUUGCCCUGGAUAGGUCCUUCUCCUAUCACCUGCACCACUGCCCCCACCACCUCCGCCUCCUCAGGACCCAACUGUUGUGUGGUCAGGAGCUCUCAGAGUGCCUCCACGGAUUUGAAGGCUGCUCAAUGGUGCCCUCUAUCUACCCACUGGAGACUCUGCACAACUCUCUCUCCCUGAAGCAGGUGGAGGAGUUUCUCAGCAAGGUGUGUGAGAGCAGUGCAGAGGCCCAGGCCAAAACAAUGAAAGCACUUUCUGGUUUGUUCGACUCUCAGAGUCAGACGUGUCUCUGCAGCCCUCAGCCGCCUCUGUCCUCCUCUGGAUCAGAGGCCUCUCUCCAGCCCCCCGGCCAGCCUCUGUGGCAAGAUGGCAGCAUCCCUUCCAGCGCCGUUUCCAGCGCGGGCCCUUCGUCACCAACCACAGACAGCUCCGGGAUCGGCCUGAACUUCAGCUUCAGCGAGUAGCCCCGCCGCUCGCAGGAGAUGAUGCCAUCCUCCUCCUUGGAUUGUGGAGGGAAAACUGCUCUAAAGAUAAUUUUUUUGGACCCAGCAGAGCUACUUUCAGACACUGUGCCUUUCCUACGUUUUUUCACUCAUCAGUUUUCCCCAGAGGCUGAAGGAACCUCCUGCUGUUUAGAAACACACAGACCGGACCGAUAUUUUACACAUUCAGUUAGUUUAUGCUAAACUUCACCUGUUUGUUGGUUUCUAGGCGUUUUUUAACAGCUGCUUUCAGAACAAGAAUUAGUCAUUUUAUUGUGGAUUUAUGGCAGAUUCUUCCUCCAUUUUUAUUCGAUUUAUUUUAAUGGUGUGAAUUAAUAGAGGUUUUUAUGAAGCAGCCUUCUGCCCCCAUUUGAAAGGCCGAUGGUAUUUUUCAUUUUCUUUAGGCCUGUAGCUGUAAGUAGUUUCUUCAUAUCGACCAAAAAGUUGUAGAUCUUGAUUUAACUGCAGCUUAUGGUUUCGUCUCUAAUUCUCACAGCAGGCGGAUCAGUCAGUGUGUCCAUGUGCCUUUAACUACUUCCAUGAAAAAACUUCUGCCACAGAAGGAAGCAGUGCUUAAUCUGAAGGAAGAAAUGAGGACUAGUUCAUCUGUAUGCUGCCUUUAUCUGCUGUCCUGCCAAAUCAAACCAAUGUCUUUGCCUUUAAAUUAUCUGCAUAGCUGCUUUCUAAACAUGCUCAGGUAAAGAAGGAACCAAACAGGUUUUCUCAGCAUUUUGCUGAACUGGGGGUCGGGUUAGUUUCCUUUACUUUAUGCUGGUAAACAUUCAGUCAUGGCUUUAUUUCUUAUAUGACCUCUUUGGAUUGUUUUGCUUUAUGAUUCAUCUGAUCUUUUCAGUAGGUCUUUCUGUAGAGCUGCAGGUUAAUGUCGCCCUCUGUUUGUUGCUUGUUGUGGAUUCACUCUUAGACCAAAAAGUAACAAUAGUUCAUUUCUUUGAGAAGCAAAUCUAAAGAGGACUGACAGCAGUCUGUGCUGCGCUGCAGUAGCGAGGCGCUGCCUGUUUUAUGUUAAUGCCGUUAGUCCGAUGAACUGGUCGGAUCUGGCUUAUUCCGUGUUGUUUCGCCCUUUAAUAGCAGAUAGCGGUUGAAGACACUCUGCUUGGUUGGAAAAACUGUAAAAGAGGUCUGACCUGUGCAAACAGGGUGGAGAAUUAGCCAAAACUUUUUGUUGAUUUGGUUUAAACUUUGAAUUUCUUCAGCAGUCUAUCUGUUGUCGUCUGCUCCUUGAACCCAUUAGCUUUACUCUCUGGUUUCUAACUGAGCUUGGCUGCAGUGUAGACCUCGUCAGUUAGUCCCUGUUGUCUAAACUGAACCCCCAGAACCUGGAAAACAAUCUGCUGUAGAGGAACCUUUUUGUUUUAGAUUUCUGUUCAUUUUUGUCUGUUUUGCAUUUCUGAAUUGUUCAAACAAUAAUAUGUCAGCCAAAGAUGUUUCUGUGUCCUGAGAUGUGAUUUGCUUCAGAGAAGCAGAGUGAAGCUGUAUAAAUCUCUAAAACUGUCUGAAACUGUUGAUGUUCAGGUCAGGUUGUGAUGUUUGGAAGAUAAAGUGCUGAUAAUAAAGAGCUGUAUAUCAAAUAAACAGUUAA
Molecule: messenger RNA, 5734 nt
Organism: Cyprinodon tularosa
Lineage: Eukaryota; Metazoa; Chordata; Actinopteri; Cyprinodontiformes; Cyprinodontidae
Gene: ppip5k1b
Product: diphosphoinositol pentakisphosphate kinase 1b
Exons: 33
Coding region: 367-4116 (1249 amino acids)
Biological process (GO): inositol metabolic process; inositol phosphate biosynthetic process
Cellular component (GO): cytosol
Molecular function (GO): inositol hexakisphosphate kinase activity; diphosphoinositol pentakisphosphate kinase activity; 5-diphosphoinositol pentakisphosphate 1-kinase activity
Source: RefSeq, a predicted model, not a curated record